Planococcus citri (citrus mealybug) is the source of this 1971-nucleotide messenger RNA. RefSeq names its product lachesin-like. Gene Ontology annotation, molecular function: protein binding; axon guidance receptor activity. Bases 234 to 1661 code for a protein of 475 amino acids. NCBI's taxonomy places the organism in Eukaryota, Metazoa, Arthropoda, Insecta, Hemiptera, Pseudococcidae. Gene Ontology annotation, cellular component: plasma membrane; neuronal cell body; axon. The record is from RefSeq and is a predicted model, not a curated record. The transcript has 11 exons. Gene Ontology annotation, biological process: synapse organization; homophilic cell-cell adhesion.
ACCAUCUACCAUUAUUGUAACCUGGCUUCGUAUCGCACCCAGGGGCGAAUACAAUUCAUCAAAAUUAAAGAUACGCGGGCGUUUGACAGACGUUUGUUUAUGUAAGUUGUUAGGAGUAACGUGUUUGAACUUUUUUUUCUCUUUCGUUUUCUGUUUCACUUUUCCUUUUUUUUCUUCUUCUCGUUUUUUUUUUCGUAUGUGUCGUUUUAGGUAAAUGUGGUUGUGUUAUCAUUAUGAAUGUGUUAAUUGUUCUAAUUUAUUGUUGUGUAGUGGGAUAUUGCGCCGAUGAAGAACUGGUGGAAGAUGAUGGGCCUAAAUUCAAUAGCACUUCGAGUACGUUUAAUGUGGUGGAAAAUAGCACAAUUAGCAUACCGUGCUAUUUAGAGAAUAUGGAAAAUACCACCACGAUAUGGUUCAGAAAUGGUAGGAAAAUUGCGGAUUCUAGAAAUUCAUUUCAGGAAACACCGACCAAUAUUAGAGCUUCUAAGAAUCAUACCCUAACGGUGACAAAUAUCCAGAGAAGCGAUUCCGGCGAAUAUUCGUGUCAUGUUGUGGUUCGAAACCGCAAUAGAUCAUCGAAACAGCAUCACUUAGUCAAUGUUAUGUUUCCUUCAACAGUGUAUCCUGAACCAAAUACAGGUGGUUUAGAUGUUGAACUAAUGCAGCCAUUUUCACUGACCUGUGAUGUUACUGGCAAUCCUCGACCAGCAAUUAAAUGGUAUUUUAAGAAUCGCGAAUUACUCACAAAAAACGAAUACCUAUCCGUAUUCAAUGUUUCAAAAGCAACAAAAGAACACAGCGGAGAAUAUCACUGCGUUGCGGAUAAUUCGGUUGGUAAACCAGCGAUGGCGAAUUUUCAUAUUCGAAUAUUAUAUUAUCCGGAAAUCACUGUGCCGAGAGAUUGGGUCCAUAGCGCCAAAGGUGAACGAACAGAAUUAGUUUGCAAUGUUUCAGCUACUCCUAGAGCCAAGGUCGACUGGUAUCACGAUCAUCAACCUGUCAAUUUUAGUUCGAAAAUUUCUACUCGAAUAUUCGGUGAAAAGCACGUACUCACUAUUAAAGACAUGAAAUAUUCUGAUUUUGGAAAUUACUCUUGCCAAGCCACAAAUUUCUUAGGCAGAAACAUCAAAACUAUUCAAGUCUCAGGUUUAGCCAAUCCCGCCAUUUUCAAAGCAGACCCCAGAAUAAGAACAGAAACAUCGUACACGUUGAUUUGGGAAGUAGAUAGUUAUUCGCCUAUCAUACAGUAUAAUUUACGUUUUAGGAAGCAACAGAGAGGAGAUACCGAUGGCCACUGGAUACAAUUAAUUAUUCCCACACAGAAUUCCUUUACGAGUGUGAUUCACUCGGAAUCGUAUAGAUUAUCUGGAUUAGAACCAGCUACCGUAUACGAAGCGGUAAUUUCUUCUAAGAAUGAAUUCGGAUGGAGUGAACCAUCGAAGUCGUUUCUUUUCGCAACCGUUGGAACAAAUGUUGAAGAAGUCCCGCAAGAAUUGGAUUUUUCUCCAGAUACCACAACUUUAUCCACCACUACCAUUCAAGUUUUAGAUACAAAAAGUGAUGAAGAAUACCAAGAAAAUUCGCCAUUUGUUGGAAAUGCGUCGAAACUGAAAGUUCCUUUAGUUAUUAUUUUACUGACAAGUAUAAUUAUUUUACACUAAAUUUUACUUUUAAAAUAAUAAUUGAAAAAAAAAAAAAACGAUGCUUACAUUCCAUCAGUUUAUUUUUCACUUUUGUGUUCGCCAAUCAAAUCGUAAAGAUAUUUUUAAGAUUUUUUUUUGUUUCUUGUUAAUGAUGUACCUUCAUUUUUAAAUUUUGAGCUGAAUUGUAGAAUUUUAGUUGUAUAUAGUCAAAAGGUUACAACUUAUUCGUAGAUAUACAAAUGUUGUUUUUUGAAUUUUCUUAUUAUCGUAAAAUUUAGACUAACAUAAUAACGUAUGUACCUACCUAUUUAUAAUUUUCUACGAAGGU